Molecule: messenger RNA, 2964 nt
Organism: Malassezia pachydermatis
Lineage: Eukaryota; Fungi; Basidiomycota; Malasseziomycetes; Malasseziales; Malasseziaceae
Product: vacuolar protein sorting-associated protein 11 like protein
Exons: 1
Coding region: 1-2964 (987 amino acids)
Biological process (GO): organelle fusion; endosome organization; intracellular protein transport
Cellular component (GO): endosome; HOPS complex
Molecular function (GO): protein binding; protein-macromolecule adaptor activity
Source: RefSeq, a predicted model, not a curated record
AUGUCCAUGACCACCGGGACGGCCUCCAUGGCCGGGCCGUCGUCGUCCAGCACGAUGCCGGCAUGGCGUACGUUCCAGUUCAUGGAGAAACGCGAUUUGGCGGACGAUGUAUCGCCGCAGGUGAUGAAGGAUGCGCAUACGGCUGUGUAUGCGCCGCCGAAGUGUGGCGCAUGGGCCUCGCCUCAUGGAGCGUUGCUUCUUGGCCUGCGAGAUGGACAGAUCCGCAUGGUGGAUGCCAAGACGUAUAUUGAGCUAGCUACCUGGCCGGCCUUUUCGUCGGACAUAUGGCAGCUGCAUGUAGCGCCUGAGGCUCAUGCGAUUCUCGCGGUCGGUCAAGAUCUUGCGUAUGCGACGCCCAUUGUACGUAUAUGGCGCCUCACGUCGCCUAUGCCAUCGUCAUGGACGCCUGUGCUCCAUAUCCAAAUGCGCCUCGUGUCUGCCCACACACGACAGGGCGACGGUCGGCCUCGUAUGUCGGCCGCCACCUCGUCUUCGCGGGACGAGGCUCCUGUGCCAGCGACAGCUUGUGCGGUAUCUUCCUCGCUCACGUGCGUCGCUGUCGGCUUGCACGAUGGCAGUCUUCAUGUGGCUCGUGAUCUUUCCACGCAUCUGACAUCCGCCGAGGUAGUAUCGCUACGUCCCAAGCUUGUACGAGACUCGACGUUGCUCGACGAAGGCAGGGAUGCGUGGGAUAGCGUGACGGGGAUGACCUUCUGUCCCUCGGAGUCGGCCAACGAUACGAUGGAGCUGCUAUUUUCUACGGUCUCCAAGACGAUGCGGUACACGCUUAGCGGCGCGGGCGCCGGCACAGCGCCCAGUGUGGUCGAUACGGUAGGCUGUGCGCCGUCCUGCGCUGCGAGUCUCUAUACGCUUCGUGACGACGUCGAUCACGACGAUCCGAUGGCCACGCACGUUCCUCAGCUCUGCCCGCGCCUGAUCCUUGCGCGCGAAGAGGCACUGUACGUGAUGGGCCCACGCGGCCGUGAUAUGUCGAUUGCAUUGGAAGGUGCCAAGGCACACGUUCACGUGUUACUGGGCCAGGUGGUCGUGGUGUUGGCCGGUGCGGAGCGGCAGCGUAUCACCGUAUUUGACGUGGAUGCCAAGUGCAUUACGUACACGAAAGAGCACACGGGUGUCUCGCUGGUAUGGACGAGUGCUGGCGAUCCCCAUGCGGCCGAGCCAGAGCGAUGUGUGGGGCUCGUUACGCAGGCCGGGACGUGGGAGUUGGUCGACAAGCCUCUGAUGGUGAAAUGGGAUCACUUGUUCCGUGCACACUUGUUCCUGCAAGCGCUUCCGUUCCUGUAUGCACACGCCGCGCGUCUGCCGUAUGCGCGUCUGCCUACGCUCUCGCCGAGCGCGGUUAUUCUUCCGCCGCGGCCCCAAGAACGUCGGCGUGUGUCGACUACGUCGAUGCUGGUGGCCGACGUGUACCGCCGGUACGGCGAGCACUUGUAUGCACGUGGCGACUUUGAAGGUGCGAUGCAGCAGUUUAUCAAGACGCUCGGUGUCGUCUCGCCAAGCUAUAUUAUCCGCCAGUUCUUGGACGCACAGCGUUUGCAGUACCUGACAGCGUACUUGGAAGCCCUGCACAAGCGCCAUCUUGCGAAUGCGGAUCAUACCACGCUGCUACUGCAUUGCUAUACCAAGCUUCGUCAUACCGAGGCGCUGGAUCGGUUCAUUCGUGCGUCGGAUGUGUCGUUUGAUGUCCAUGUGGCCAUGGACGUAUGCCGUCGGGCUGGGUGCGUCGCGCAGGCGGCCUACUUGGCCGCGGAGCACCAGGAACACGACACGUAUCUCAGCAUUCAAGUCCGGGAGGCACACGAUGCCACGGCCGCGUUGGCGUAUGUCCGUGCCUUGUCGCCUGCCGAUGCACUGGCGUAUGUGCGUCCGUACGUCCACGCGCUGCUGGAAGCGGCGCCACGCGAGAUGUGUGAUGUGCUUGUGCAUCUGUAUACCCAUGCGAAAGAACAGGACGAGGCGGCGCUCUCCCAGCUCCUCGUCCACUUUGUGGGGCACGAGCGUGAGUUGGAGCACUUCUUUGAGCAGGUCAUCGCUGCCCGUGCCGCCCCCUCCGGGGCAUCGUCGGUGCCGGCCGCGGAUGCCGUGCUGCUGUACGAUACGCUACUGGAGCUCUAUCUUACCCAUGCGCCCACCAAAGCGCUUGCCAUCCUGCAAAGCGACGCGCCGUACACGGCCGCUCAUGCCCUGGUCUUGUGUACGAAUGCGAACUACACGGACGGUUUGCUGUGUGUGUACGAACGCAUGGAUAUGAUGGAGGCGAUUGUGAUGCACUGGAUAGACCAGGCGCGAGCGACGCCGAACGACGCCGCGGCGAGUCAGCAGGUCAUCGAGGCGCUCCAUACGUACGGCGAGCGCGCUCCGUCGCUGUACACCAGUGUCCUGCAGUUCCUUACAUCUGACAAGAUCUGGUACGAGCGUCACCAAAGCGAUCUCCAGGGGAUCUUGUCACAUACCACGGCGCAGAACCUUCUCUCGCCGAUCCAGCUUGUGCACAUUCUCGGCCGCAACGACGUGGCCCAGAUGGGCCUCCUUACGCCGCUGCUCCUUGCGCAUGUGCAGCAGGAGCGGGCUGAGUAUGACAGCGCGACGAAGCUCAUUGCGUCGUACCGCGAGGAAGCCGCAGCGAAGACAAAAGAACUGGCUGCGCUACGCAGCACGACGGAGCCACGCGUCUUCCAGCAGCGCGAGUGUGGCGUCUGCACGCAGCCGCUGGAUCUGCCGAGCGUGCAUUUCAUGUGCCGUCACAGUUUCCACUACCGAUGCCUGCCCUCGGGCGAAGAGGCGCGGGUGUGCCCGCUCUGUGCGCGCGACUAUGCCACCGUACAGACCUUGCAAGACGCCGCGUCGCACAUGUCGUACGAUGUCGUCCAGUCGGAAGUGGACGCGGCCGACGACGGCUUCGAUGUGAUUGCCGAUCUCUUUUCCAAAGGCGUCGUCGUCUGA